AAAAAAAAAAAAAAAAAAAAAAAAAAAAAAACAUGUUUGAAGGAGUACCAGACCAAUUUCACCAAUUCAUAGCUUCAAGAACUUCACUUCCUCUACCUCUUUCUUUCCAACCUAUUCAUGGCUCCUCUGUUGCUACUACCAAUACUAGUACUAACUUUACCCCUACUUUUGAUCCUUAUAGUAGCACCACUUCUCAUCAAUUGCAAGUGCAACCCAAUUUCUUGCACACAUUGCACCAUGUUUCGCAACCCACUGCCAAAAAUGAAGACAAGGAACAGAAUAACAUGGUGGCUACUAUGGAUUUGGAGAUUGAAAGAGAGAGAUCGAUACACCAAUCCGUCGAUCCGUGGUCUAAUGAUGAAGUGCUUGCCCUAUUGAGGAUCAGAUCUAGCAUGGAAAAUUGGUUCCCUGAAUUCACUUGGGAACAUGUAUCAAGGAAACUAGCAGAGCUUGGGUUCAAAAGGAGUGCUGAAAAAUGCAAGGAGAAGUUUGAAGAAGAAAGCAGAUACUUCAACAACAUUAACUAUUCCAAGAAUUAUAGGUUUUUUGGUGAGCUUGAAGAAUUAUAUAACAAUGGUGAUGAUACUAAUAAUAAUAGUCAAAGCUACCCUCAAGAAAAUAAUUUAGCAACAGCAGGAAAGAACAAGAAAAUGGACAAGCUAGCCAGUGAAGAAGAAGAAGACAAGAUUGAUCAUGAGAAGAACAUGGAAGAAGAUUCAAGAAUUGAUCAAACAGUAGGAAAUCCAACUGAAGAUAAUGAUAAUAAUGAUGAGGGAAAGGAAAUUGAGAAAUCCAAGAGCAAGAAAAGGAAAAGAAGACAUAAAAAAUUUGAGAUGUUUAAGGGUUUUUGUGAAGAUAUUAUAAGGAGAAUUAUGGUUCAACAAGAAGAAAUGCAUAAUAAGCUUCUCGAAGAUAUAGCGAAGAGAGACGAAGAAAAGAUAGCAAGAGAAGAAGCUUGGAAAAAACAAGAAAUGGAAAGAAUCAAAAAAGAACUUGAAAUUAGGGCACAAGAACAAGCUCUUGUUGGCGAUAGACAAGCAAAAAUAAUCAAUUUCUUGAAAAAAUUCUCAUCGUCAUCAACUUCUUCUGAUUCUAUUGAAAUUCUUGGAGAGACGACUACUUCAUCUUCAAUGGUGAUACCCAAAAACCCUAAUAAACAAAUUAGCAAACCUGAAACACCCAUAUCAACUACCAUAGCUUUAGGCCAUCAAACAAAUCCUGUGAUUAUAUCUAAAAACCCUAGUUCAUCUUCUACACUCUCUCACCCUCCCCAAAACUCUAUUUUCCUCAAUACCCAAAGCAAACCAUCAAUGCCCAUUUCAUUAUGGACGGAAAUAGCGCAAAGAAAGCCUUCACCCAGUAAUAAGGAAGAUCUUGGUAAGAGAUGGCCAAAAGAUGAGGUAUUAGCAUUGAUAAACCUAAGGAGCAGUUUUUAUAAUAAUAAUAUUAAUGAAGAAAAGGAAACAACAGUAAAGGCUCCUCUAUGGGAAAGAAUCUCUCAAGGGAUGUUAGAGUUGGGUUAUAAAAGAAGUGCAAAGAGGUGUAAAGAGAAAUGGGAAAAUAUAAAUAAGUAUUUUAAAAAAACUAAGGAUGUUAACAAGAAAAGAUCUGUUGAUUCUAGGACAUGUCCAUACUUUCAUCAAUUAAGCACAUUGUAUAAUCAAGGAUCACUUGUAAUAACAUCUUCCGACGGCGUCCAAAAGCGAUCCGUGGCAGCUUCACCGGAAAACCACUCGUCGGACGCAGGUGGUGGGCUGAUCAGUUCCUCCCAAAAUGGUUCUAGUAAUUCAGCAAUGCAUGUUGUUGAAGGUGAGAAACAUGAUCUUGAUUUUGAAUUCUAAUUGAUAUUAAUUUUUGCAAUGUUUAUUUGGGUGUGUUCUUUCAUUAAUAAUGAACUAAUAAGAGGUUAAUUUUUCCAAUUUUUUAA
Molecule: messenger RNA, 1927 nt
Organism: Jatropha curcas
Lineage: Eukaryota; Viridiplantae; Streptophyta; Magnoliopsida; Malpighiales; Euphorbiaceae
Product: Duplicated homeodomain-like superfamily protein
Source: RefSeq, a predicted model, not a curated record